AUGAGUCUUACUAAUAAGGAGUCUGGCGAUUCUGCCAGUACUCAUGCUUACGAGCGUCAAGAAGGUCACUCCAGAUGGAAGUCGUUUAAGGAUUCCUUCAAGGCUGCUGAGACCUUGACUGCUGAUGACCUUUCAGACACGGAAAUGGACGUGGUGCAAAAGGCCAACCAGAAUGCUUCAAACUCUCAGCUUUCGAGAAGAUUGAAGAAUAGACAUUUGCAAAUGAUCGCCAUUGGUGGUUCUAUCGGUACUGGUUUGUUCGUCGGUUCAGGGUCUGCUUUGGCUACGGGUGGACCCGGUGGUAUUGUGAUCGCAUGGGUUGUCACUGCUACUUCGAUUUACACUACAAUGCAAGGCCUUGGUGAACUCAGUACAGCUUUCCCAAUCAGUGGUGGCUUUAACAUUUACGCUACGAGGUUUAUUGAACCAGCAAUUGGUUUUGCUGUGGGAUGGAACUACUUUAUGCAAUUUUUCGUUUUACUUCCACUAGAAUUAGUGGCUGCAUCUAUUUCGGUUAAAUAUUGGAACGACGAUCUUAAUCCGGUGAUAUUUGUUGCCAUUUUCUGGGUCGUUGUCUUCUUCAUUACAAUGCUCGGAGUGCGCUGGUACGGUGAAGCCGAAUUCGUCUUUUGCUUAAUCAAGGUUGUCACCGUCAUUGGUUUCAUCAUUUUGGGUAUUGUUCUUAUCUGUGGUGGUGGCCCUACCAAGGACUUUGUUGGUGGCCGUUACUGGAGAGACCCUGGUGCUUUUGCCAACGGUUUCAAGGGUGUCUGUUCCGUCUUCGUUACAGCUGCUUUCUCGUUUGGUGGUACUGAAAUGAUUGGUUUGGGUGCUGCCGAAGCCGCUAACCCAAGCAAGGCUAUUCCUCAAGCCAUCAAGCAAGUGUUCUACAGAAUUGUCAUUUUCUACUUCGGUACUAUCAUCCUUAUUGCUACCUUGGUUCCAUACAAUGACGCUCGUCUUUUGAACGCCGACUCUGACGUUGAUGCUACCGCUUCUCCAUUCGUUAUCGCCAUCGUCAAUGGUGGUAUCAAGGGUCUUCCAUCUGUCAUUAACGCUGUCAUUCUUAUUGCAGUUCUCUCGGUGGGUAAUGCAUCCGUUUAUGCCUGCUCUCGUUCCCUUAACUCCCUCGCUGAACAAGGAAUGGCCCCUAAGUGGACUGGCUACGUCGACAGACUUGGUCGUCCUCUUGUCGCCAUUAUUGUGACCAACAUUUUCGGUCUUUUUGCAUUUAUCGCUGCUUCCGACAAGCAAACCGAGGCAUUCAACUGGUUGCUUGCGUUGAGUGGUCUUUCUUCCAUUUUCACUUGGAUGUCCAUCAACAUGGCUCACAUCCGUUUCAGAGCAGCCAUGAAGGCCCAGAACAGAUCAUUGGAUGAGUUGGCAUUCCGCUCCUCCAUUGGUGUGCUUGGAUCAUGGUACGGUUUCUGUGUCAACUUCUUGGUGCUCAUUGCCCAGUUCUGGUUGUCCUUGUUCCCCAUUGGUGUUGCUCCAAACGCCUCCGACUUUUUCCAGGGAUACUUGGGUUUCCCAGUCGUUCUUUUCAGUUGGAUUGGUUACAAGAUCUACUCGAAGAACACUAGAAUCUUCCUUCCUGCCGAAGAGAUUGACGUUGACUCUGGUCGCAGCAUCGUAGACACUGAUCUUAUCAAGCAAGAAGAAGAGGAAGAACAAGCCAGAAGAGCUGAAAUGCCAUGGUACAAGUGGAUCAUCGGUUUCAUCUUCUAA
Candidozyma haemuli is the source of this 1728-nucleotide messenger RNA. Its product is annotated as amino acid permease. NCBI's taxonomy places the organism in Eukaryota, Fungi, Ascomycota, Pichiomycetes, Serinales, Metschnikowiaceae. Gene Ontology annotation, biological process: amino acid transmembrane transport. The coding region runs from base 1 to 1728 and encodes 575 amino acids. The transcript has a single exon. The record is from RefSeq and is a predicted model, not a curated record. Gene Ontology annotation, molecular function: amino acid transmembrane transporter activity. Gene Ontology annotation, cellular component: membrane.